AUGGCUGAUAACAGCUGUGGUAAAAAAUCUACAGAGUGCCCCCACUGCUCAUCUGCUUCUCAGAAAAAAGCGCUUUGUAUAUGUUCUUGUAAAACAAAGCUUUCUCCAAUGUCAGUGGUCGAAAUGUCACAGACAUCAAGCACAGGUAGUUCAGAAUUUAUAGUUUCACCAGAAAAAAAAAAAGAAAAAGGAGCCAGCAAGGAUGUUGCCUCUGGAAAAGAUUCGCCCUCAAAAUCUUCACAUGUAGAGAGAAAACCGUCUCAGCAACAGCGGGGUCGGGGCAACUUCACAGAAGGAAAAGUUCCUCACAUACGGAUGGACAGUGGAGCCGCCAUUCAGGAAAUCUAUACCUUUGGAAGAAUAUUGGGACAAGGGAGCUUUGGAAUGGUCAUUGAAGCCAUAGACAAGGAAAGAGCAACUAAGUGGGCAAUUAAAAAAGUGAACAAAGAAAAGGCUGGAAGCUCUGCUGUGAAGUUACUUGAACGCGAAGUGGACAUCCUAAAAAGUGUGAAACAUGAACACAUCAUACAUCUGGAACAAGUAUUUGAGACACCUAAGAAAAUGUAUCUUGUGAUGGAGCUUUGUGAGGAUGGAGAACUCAAAGAAAUUCUGGAUAGGAAAGGUCAUUUCUCAGAGAAUGAGACAAGGUGGAUCAUUCAAAGUCUCGCCUCAGCUAUAGCCUAUCUUCACAAUAAGGAUAUAGUACAUAGAGAUCUGAAACUGGAGAACAUAAUGGUUAAAAGCAGCUUUAUUGAUGCUAACAACGAAAUGAACUUAAACAUAAAGGUGACUGAUUUUGGCUUAGCAGUGAAGAAGCAUGGAAGGAGUGAGGCCAUGCUGCAAACCACAUGUGGGACGCCCAUCUAUAUGGCCCCUGAAGUUAUCAAUGCCCACGACUAUAGCCAGCAGUGUGACAUUUGGAGCAUAGGUGUCAUAAUGUACAUUUUAUUAUGUGGAAAAGCACCCUUUAUGGCAAGUUCAGAAGAGAAGCUUUUUGAACUAAUAAAAAAGGGAGAACUACAUUUUAAAAAUUCAAUCUGGAAUUCCAUAAGUGAUUGUGCUAAAAGUGUUUUGAAACAACUUAUGAAAGUAGACCCUGCUCACAGACUCACAGCUAAGGAACUGCUAGAUAACCAGUGGUUAACAGGCAAUACACUUUCUUCAGCGAGACCAACCAAUGUGUUAGAAAUGAUGAAGGAAUGGAAAAAUAACCCAGAAAGUGAUGAGGAAAGCACAACAGACCAAAGAGACAGCGGGUCUGGACAAGAGGAUAUGAAAGUGUACCAACCCAGCAGAAAUGUCCCUGAUGUCAGUAACUCUUCAGAUGAAGAGGAAGGAAAACAGACCACUGCUUAUGAAAAGACUCCUGUGCCCAGCAAGAAGGAAAAUAUAGACGACUUUGACACGAGUUUUACAAGUUCUGUAGGUAGCAGACUCCCUCCAGUUGAGCUCAAGGGAGAAGCAGGGAAAGCACCUGUGACUUCAAGCCAAGGAGCAGCAUCCAAAGGCACUGCUAAAGCCGUUGCCCUGCCUAGACCCAGGAAGAAGCCCUAA
Messenger RNA from Rangifer tarandus platyrhynchus (Svalbard reindeer), 1554 nucleotides. NCBI's taxonomy places the organism in Eukaryota, Metazoa, Chordata, Mammalia, Artiodactyla, Cervidae. The record is from the annotation of a GenBank genome assembly.